UGGGUGGUGCGUUUUGUUCGAGUCGGGUGUAGUCAAAUCGGUGCUUGAUUUGGAAAGAAAAUACACUUUGGUUCACAGAUAUGCGAUGUAUCUUCGAGAUUAUGGAUUAACGUUCAUGAAAAGUUCUGAGUGUGAAGGCUGAGGGACCUGCUGAAGGAGUCCUCGCCUGAGAGAGGCUGGGAGGUUUGAACAGGUGAGAGAGGGAAGGUUCGAGUCAGUGUCAUGGCGCAGCUGGAUAGAAGUGAAACUCGGAUAUGUGGGAGCAGCUGGGAAAUCUCAUGCUCAUAGUUUUGGAUUUAAAAACAGGAAGAGCAGCUUAAAUGAAGAACUUCCUUAUAUCUAGCUGUAAUGUUUGUCUUCCGGAACAGAAAACGCAUUCUGGAGAGGACAGCUUUUGGAUAUGUAAACUUCUUGGGCGGAAAUGUAAACAAGGGAAGCUGAGGCCGGUGAGAUCCGAUAAACAUGUGUGAGCGCGCGGGCAGCUGUGAGCUGUCAGAAGGAGACCAUAUCGAAUCCCCGUCGGGUUCUCAGAUGGGCGAAUCCGAAGCACGUGAAGCUAAACUCAAAACGAGAAACUCGAAUGAGUCCGGGUUUACACCUGAACCGAAUCAAGAGGACCGCGCGCCUAAAGUUGGAGCGCGUGCGGUGUCGCUCACACUCGGCGCUGCUGUGCGCAGGUCCAGAUUUCAGAAACAGCUGGACGGUUCUGAACCAAACCCAUCGGCCGAGUUCCAGGAGAAGGGCUCCAUCACUCCUGCCAUGCGCAAAAAAUACCUCAAGGACCUAUUUUUGAACUAUAAUUCGCACAGUGGCCUGUCAACAAUCUUGUCAUUUAAAAGCGCCAGCCAGUCGUCGAAGGACGGUGGGGAUGCGACGCAGCAGGGUGCGGACGACAGCAAUGCAUGCUGGGUACUGGACCCCACCGAACACGCAUGGACGCUAUCGGUUGUGGAUGGAAAUUACGAUACUAUUGCAAAGUUUCUCUUGGAGGACCCCAGUUUACUGACCAGGAAGGACUAUGUGAGUGGUUACACAGCUCUCCACUGGUUAGCCAAGAAAGGGAAACACGAGACGUUAUUAAAGCUUCUAAAAGACUCUGAGAAGAAAGGGUACCCAGUGAACGUCGACUUAAAGGGCAGUGGGGGUCUUACACCUCUUCAUGUUGCUGCUAUGCACAGCCAGUACAUGGUCAUAAAGAUCUUAGUAGGUGCAUUCAGUGCCAGUGUUGAUGCCAUGGACUACAAUGGAAAAAGGGCAUGGCAAUAUCUCAAAGAAAAUGCACCACCAGAGAUGAAGGAGCUCCUCGGUGCAUGGGAUGAUGAACACACUAACUGGCACCUAAAUGCUAACAAUAAUAAUGCUAGUGAAGGGGCACCUAUAGCUGACUGCCAAAAGGACACAAACAGCACAGACACUGUCAGUAGAAAUGGGCUGCGGCGCUUUGGUACGUUUAGAAAGUUACUCUCCCCCUUAUUCUCUGGAGGUAAGAAGUAAAGGACAUCCAAAAUAGCCUAAUUAUUUACUAGGUGUUAUUGGAAAUGCUAAAAAAAAAAAAAAAACAUGGUAAUACACUUGUAUUAAUAUAUUCAAGCAUAUGUUUUAGCUUUGAACUGAAAGAAUCUUGUAAUUGUUUUUUUUUUUAAUUCAACUACUAGCUAAUAAAAUGUACAAAUGUGUCUUGUCAGUUUGUGUAUAUUCACCUUCCCUACAAGUAUAUUCAUGUAAAUUAAAAAGUACCGGUAGUGGCCUGUGUGCUUGAAGCUGGGUUUUGGACCUCAACCUACAUUCACUCAGUGUAUCAAUUGUGAUUUAACUACAUUACAGCACUUGAAGAAAGACCAACACGACAGACCCAAGCACCUUCACCCGCCCCACAAAUAAAAGAAUAUUCAGAAAGAAAAGGCAAGAGACAUUCAUUUAUCGGGUCAUCAUUUAUUGUUUAACAAUGGCAUUUUCAGUAUCUGUACAAAAGAGACUUCUGAUUGACAAAACAGAUGAUCUCGCCAAACAUCUGGGCAGAGGUGGUGAUGCUUGCAGGGUGCAGAUGUAAUCGAAACUGAAGAGGCGAGUCCUGAGCUUACAAGCCAAGCUUUGUCCUUCUCCAGUGUCUGCGCUUGGAGUUGUACCUG
This is a messenger RNA of Neoarius graeffei (lesser salmon catfish), 2129 nucleotides long. RefSeq names its product sosondowah ankyrin repeat domain family d (gene sowahd). The coding region runs from base 463 to 1494 and encodes 343 amino acids. NCBI's taxonomy places the organism in Eukaryota, Metazoa, Chordata, Actinopteri, Siluriformes, Ariidae. Gene Ontology annotation, molecular function: protein binding. The transcript has a single exon. The record is from RefSeq and is a predicted model, not a curated record.